CUGGGUACCAACGGGGCUCAGCCACCUGUUCCUCAACAGAAAGAUGUUGAAGGACAGGAAAAGGUCAAAGUCAAUAUAGAAGAGGUAGCUUCUCAUAUAGCACGUCAGAAAGCUGUGAACACUGGAGUUGGUGGUAGUUCAAGAACCGUCAUGAAUCAGGGAGGGGUCACUAUGGCACAUGUCAAUAUACAGAAGCCUUUGGAAACAGGAAUCUCCAAAGGAAUGAACAAAAGAAGAAGAAAGAUGGUAGUAGAAUCUAGUGAAAAUAAUUCCGAGGAAGAAGAAACAGCAUUGAAGGGAGUUAGUGGUGGUCCUGGCGGUGAUAGUGUUGAACGCAGAAAAUCCGCUCGACAAAAGCAACAAGUUCUGUACCAGGAAGGUGGCAGUGAUGAUUUGAUCCUGCAAAACAGAUCAAGGUUGAGGAUAAUGGAAGAAGUCCCAGCAUGUGAUGAUAAAUCUUGUGACCCAGCUAAUGUGGAUAAGGAAGUGAACAAACAAAAAGCAUGUGAACAUGCUAAGAACAUGGAGAAACAUAUAAUGAAGGGAGCAGAACCUGUACCACUUGACCAUUCAGGCAAUUUAAGCCCAGAGAUAGUAGAUUGUCCAGAUUCAGAAUUUAGUAACUUUGACAAGGAUAAAGAGGCACAUUGUUUUGCUGUUGAUCAAAUCUGGGCGUGCUAUGAUUCUCUUGACAGCUUGCCAAGAUUCUAUGCGCUGGUUAGGAGAAUUUAUAAAUCUGAGUUUAGGCUGCGGCUCACUUGGUUGGAGCCUGAACUUGAAAGCAAUGCGGAGAUUAAAUGGGCAGAAGAAGGUUUGCCAGUUGCCUGUGGGAAGUUUGUGAAGGGGAAAACAGAGGAAAUGAUAUAUGAGAAAGGAAGUUGUAGAUUUUCGUACGUCAUUUAUCCCCGAGCAGGUGAAAUUUGGGCCCUUUUUAAGGACUGGAAUAUUGAAUGGAGUUUGGACCCAGAACAUCACAAAAGAUACAAAUUUGUUAUUGUGGAGAUUCUUUCUGUACAAGAUGAUGGUAUCUCUGUAGCGUUCUUAUUGAAAGUGAAAGGGUUUGUAAGUGUGUUUCAGAGAACAAUCCCAGCGGAACUUGCUAAACUUACAAUCCCGUUCAAUGAACGGCUUAGAUUUUCUCAUCGUAUUAAGUCAGUAAAACUGAAUGGAACUGAAAGAGAAGGUGUACCUUCUGGAUCCUUUGAGCUAGAUAUGGCUUCUCUACCGCUUGAAGAUUAUUCUUAUUCUAACAAGGUGUCGAUCAACCCAAAUAAUGCUAUGGGUCAAACUUCUCAAUCUCAUGUAGAAAAAGUCAAACCUGCUACUCAUUUAUCAAACACUCGAAAGAAGUAUAUGAAUGGUCUUGAUAGCCAAAUGCUUAAUCUUCGCCGAUCACCGAGAGGACUAAAGGGAGGUGAUCAGCCUAAUGGUGUUAAAGAUAGGGUAACUAAUGGUCAAAGUUCUCAAUCUCCUGAAGAAACAGUUAAACCUACUCCUUGUUUGUCAUACACUCCGAGUAAGCGCUUGAAUGGUUUUCAUAAUGAGAUGGUUAGUCUUCGCCGAUCACCGAGAGGAUUAACUGGCUAUCAGUCCAAUGGUGAUAUAGACACAAUAUCUGAAAGGUUUAUGAAAAGUCCCUGGAUUUCUUCACUAUCUCCAGCAUGUGGAUAUUAAAGCAUAUUUGCCAUGACUUCAGCUCUGACAGGCAGAUCUCGAAGUUUAAAGUUGGUCAGGUAUGGGCAUUUUGGGAAAAGAAUAGAGGAAUUUGUCAAUGCUAUGCACAAAUUAAACAGAUUGAAACAGACCCUUUUACACUGCACGCAUCACUACUUAAAGUAUGCAACAUCCCAUCUAACUACAGUAUUGGACAUAAUGCAUGUGGUUUAUUCAAAAUUUCUGCUGGUAUAACGGAAAUGCUUCCAUUGGAGUCCUUUUCUCAUAUUGUAACAAAUUUGGGCUUUGUAUUUAUCCAAGUGAAAAACAAAUUUGGGCUUUGUAUAGAUCUUCUGACCUGAAAGUUGGCGAGUGUAACAUUGUGGAAGUUGUAGAAAGUGAUGAAAAUAGUACAAAAGUAUUGUUGCUGACAUGUGUUCCUGGCUAUAAGACGGUUUUCAAGGCCCUAAAGAUAAAGAGAUCAACUGAGAAGAUACUGGUGAUACCUCGGAUAGAGUUGGACAGAUUCUCUCAUCAAAUUCCUGCUUUUCUCUUCACAGAGGAGAAAGAUGGCUGCUUGAGAGGCUGUUGGGAACUUGAUCCUGCUGCUAUUACAGGAUUUGAUUUUGUACAACAUUCAUGAUGAAUUAAGUUAGAGCGUACAAGUUGUGACUUGACAACCAUUCCGGAUGCCUACUUGUUGCUAAAAAGAAAUGAAGAAAGCAACUCGUAAACUUGCGUACAACCUGUGAAUUAUGUAGUCCUAUUAGACUUACCCGUGCUAUAUAUAUAGUAUUAUUUAGGAAAUUCAACCUCUGAAAGGCAGUUUAUUAGUUAGAAUACUCCGUAUUACCCACAUGAGUCAUUGUGGGAACCACUUGGGACUUCUCUGACAUAACUUCCUUUACUAAUACACAGCCUCUAGGCGAGAUGUAAUGUUCCAACAGUAUUGAGAUUCAAAACUACUCGUCUAUUAUAUCAUGGUCACGACUUAAAUUGUGCUAGGUCUAUAUCAAAAGGUUCUAUCUAUACUACUCUUUCUCAAAGAGUUAUAUAUGGUUUCAGUGGUCCUAUUUAAAUUU
This is a messenger RNA of Erigeron canadensis, 2735 nucleotides long. RefSeq lists its product as uncharacterized. The coding region runs from base 151 to 1674 and encodes 507 amino acids. NCBI's taxonomy places the organism in Eukaryota, Viridiplantae, Streptophyta, Magnoliopsida, Asterales, Asteraceae. The record is from RefSeq and is a predicted model, not a curated record. The transcript has 3 exons.